AUGCAGAAUAUGUUACGAUCAAAGCCAAUCAAUACACUUUCUAGCACUGCUAGGAGCUUCUUCCUUGGUGGUACAAGAUGUAAUGCACCAGAUGCCAAUUCAUGCACGUGCCACGAAGACGAAACAUGUGUGUCAAUAAGACAACAGAGGAAGAACGAAGGUUUACUUGCGCCGAACCCAGCCUACAUAGUAUCGAAUACUCCAUCUCAAGUAGAAGGAAACCGGGAAAGUGGAACAGGUUCUCACAAGGUUCAGGGUGCUGGCAGUGUACAACAAGUUAGCUCUACUUCUUGCCGAUCAAGUAAAUCGGACUCUGUAAAAUAUGCUUCUGUGGCUGAUGAUUUUCAAAAUCAUGUUACACACUCACCGCCUCUUGAUAGUGAUCAGUUUUAUCGGGCUGGUAUUGCUGCGGUUAAUUUCAUUUCUGAUUUAGUUCAUAGUAAGCUUCCUUUAUCAGAUGGGAUGGGGAUACUAAGCUACUCUAAAAAUUGUAUGGUUGAACCCGUCUCGGCCAUUUGCAACAUCAGAUCUUCCAAUGUGAAACAAAUUAGAAAGGAGGACUUUACCAGUGUUCAUCCCAAACCACCUGUUUCUACUCAACCGGGGCCAUCAAACAAUGCAACUAGUUAUCAUGGUUCAAAGGGGAAAGGUGAUAAGUCAAAGAUAAGUAAAGGCUUUAAGCAUGUUGCUUCUUCAAUAACUGACGAAACCCUCAGUGUUCCUUUCAAUAAUCAUAACAGCAGACCCUUACCACCACAGAGGACGAGAACAUAUUCAAAUCGAUUUGUCACAAAAUUUGGUUCCAACAGGCCAACUUCAAACUCACAAAUGUUGGGUUCUUUCAACGAAAGCUUCAAUAAACACCACAGGGAUCUGAAAACAUCAGCAGGAAUUGCUUCAACAAAAACCCAUUAUACAAAGACAGGCCGCCGCGGUGUGGAAGUCGUUAAAGAUAUACUGCAACAGUUAAAGUGGGGUCCUGCUACAGAGGAGGCUCUUCAUGACCUAAAUUUUUCGAUAGAUGCAUAUCAAGGUAACCAAGUCUUAAAGCAACUUGAAGACCAUUCAGUUGCUCUAUAUUUCUUUUACUGGUUAAAGCGACAACCAGACUUCCGGCAUGAUGGGCAUACUUACACCACCAUGGUUGGUAUUCUGGGACGUGCAAGAGAGUUUGGUGCAAUAAACAAAUUGCUUGAACAGAUGGUCAUGGAUGGAUGUCAGCCUAAUGUUGUAACAUAUAAUCGUCUAAUUCACAGUUAUGGCCGUGCAAACUACCUAAAGGAAGCACUGAAUGUCUUCAAACAAAUGCAGGAGAAACGGUGUGAGCCUGAUCGUGUCACUUACUGCACACUUAUUGAUAUCCAUGCAAAAGCUGGGUUUCUUGAUGUGGCCAUGUCCAUGUAUGAAAGAAUGCAACAAGUUGGCCUUUCUCCUGACACGUUUACUUACAGUGUAAUGAUUAACUGUUUGGGUAAAUCUGGUAAUUUAGCUGCUGCUGACAGACUAUUUUGUGAAAUGGUUGAUCAGGGUUGUGUUCCUAAUAUUGUGACCUACAAUAUAAUGAUUGCUUUGCAAGCAAAGGCAAGGAAUUAUGAGACAGCAUUGAAACUAUAUCGUGACAUGCAGAACGCGGGAUUUAAACCUGACAAAGUUACAUAUAGCAUAGUAAUGGAGGUGCUUGGUCACUGUGGGUAUCUUGAGGAAGCAGAAGCAGUCUUUGUUGAGAUGAAGCAGAUGAAUUGGGUUCCAGAUGAACCUGUUUAUGGUCUUCUGGUAGACCUAUGGGGAAAGGCUGGUAAUGUUGAGAAGGCUUGGGAAUGGUACGGAGCAAUGCUCAGAGCUGGUCUACUUCCGAAUGUACCAACUUGCAAUUCACUUCUCAGUGCAUUUCUUAGGGUGCAUCGAUUGGCAGAUGCGUAUAAUCUUCUCCAGAGCAUGGUAGCUCUUGGUCUAAGCCCUUCUUUGCAGACAUAUACUUUGCUUCUCAGCUGUUGUACAGACGCACAAUCACAGUAUGAUAUGGGAUUUUGUUGUGAGCUGAUGAAAGUCAGUGGCCAUCCUGCUCAUGCAUUUUUACAGUCAAUGCCGGCUGCAGGGCCCGAUGGUCAAAAUGUGAGGGAUCAUGCAAGCAAAUUCUUGGACCUGAUGCAUUCAGAGGAUAGAGAGGGAAAACGAGGGCUUGUAGAUGCAGUUGUGGAUUUUCUUCACAAGUCUGGACUCAAAGAGGAGGCCGGUUCGGUUUGGGAGGUAGCUGCACAAAGAAAUGUAUAUCCAGAUGCUGUGAAGGAGAAAAGCUGUUGUUACUGGCUCAUUAAUCUUCAUGUCAUGUCAGAUGGAACAGCCGUAACAGCAUUGUCUAGGACACUAGCUGGGUUUCGCAAACAGAUGCUGAUAUCUGGGGUUAGCCCUAGCCGGAUAGAUAUCGUGACUGGAUGGGGCCGAAGGAGCAGGGUCACAGGUUCUUCUCUUGUUAGACAGUCAGUGCAUGAGCUGUUGCAUGUAUUCAGCUUCCCUUUUUUCACUGAAAAUGGAAAUUCAGGUUGUUUUGUAGGCUGUGGGGAGCCUCUUAGUCAAUGGUUGCUCCACCCUUGUGUUGAACGAAUGCAUUUACUCUAG
Molecule: messenger RNA, 2616 nt
Organism: Lathyrus sativus (Indian pea)
Lineage: Eukaryota; Viridiplantae; Streptophyta; Magnoliopsida; Fabales; Fabaceae
Source: the annotation of a GenBank genome assembly